AUGGCGGGAGAGGGCAAGGGUUCCGGUGAUCCGGAUGCAGGGGCGUCGAAGACGAAAAAGGGCAAGAAAUCCGCUGCUGCUGCUGCUGCUGCUGCUGCUGCUUCUGCUGCUGCUGCUGGCAAGAAGGGCACGAAACCAACGCGAUCACCGUCAAGUUCACCACGAGCAAAGGCUGGGAAGAAAGGAAAGGGCUCCGGAGCCAAGAAGGCUGCUGCUGCAGCAGUAGUAAAGCAGGAGAAGGAGAUCGAUGGCGACGCACCCGCGGCAGUAGAGGAAGAAGGCCAAGAGGAGAAGGGAGAGCAGGAGGCGGGCAAGCAGCAGCAACAACAACCGUCCGACCAAGGCAAAGCAACGCCGGAGGGGGAGGAGGAAGAGCAACAGCAGGUGGCCGAGGCAAUGGAAGAGGAGGAGGAGGAGGAGGAGGAGGAGGACGAGGAGGAGGACGAAGAAGAGGAAGCCACUGACGAGGGCGAGAGUGCGCCGGUGCUCGGCGAGGAUGAACGGGCAACUAUUCCGACACACCGACUCCUUAGGCGGCAGGCGUCUGCUGCCGGAGAGUUCGACUACGGCGCUAUCGGCAACCGCGCCUCGGAUAGGUUCAAGACGUACGUGAGGCGCAUUGAGCUGGACCCCUGGGAUACGGAUGCCUGGACGGGGCUGGUUAAGGAGGCCCAGAACAACAGGGGAGGCGGCAUGAGCCUGAAGGAUGUCUUGAGGAAAUUUCUUAAGCAAUUCCCGACGUCCGGAAGGUACCGCCGCAUGCUGGCCCAGGCGGAGAUGGAGAGCGGUGAUUGGCAGGCAGCCGACAAGGUUCUGCAAGAGGGCCUGGAGAGCUGCGCCAGCCUGGAGCUCUGGCUGCUCUACCUGGAGAGGGUCAGGCGCUCCGCGGUGGCUGGCGGGGGCCGGACGGAGCAGGAGGCGAGGGAGGACACGAUCGCCGCUUUCGAGCUGGCGCUUCUGCACGUCGGCUGCAACCCGGCCUCGACCCCGCUGUGGCAGAAGUACCUGGACUACAUCAAGAGCUGGGAGGAGAGGAGCCCGCUGGACAAGGGCAACAAGAUGACCGCCAUUAGGAAGGCAAGAGGAGGGGGCUACGUGGGAGGCGGUUUGUUUUGUUCGGACACCGGGGGGAAGGUCAAGACUGACGAGAUGUACUCGCCUGUGGUUUACCGACGAGUUGUGGCCUUGCCCCUAGACGGCCUUGAGCCGCUCUGGAGGGAGUGCGAAGAGUUCGAGAUGGCCGGGAACGAGGUGCUGUGGAAGACCAAGUUCAGCCUUGAGUACCUGCCCAAGCACAUGGCGGCCAAAGCCGUCUACAAGGAGAGGAAGCCGAUUUGGGACGGCAUCGACCCGAACCUUCUGGCCAGACCUCCUCGAGGGCACCACAGGGGCAGCGGCGGCGGCGGCGGCGGCGGCGGCGGCGGCGGCGGAAAGGACAGCAAGAAGCGAGAGGAGGCGCAGGCUGGCCAGUACCGGCUCUGGAAAAGAAGACUGGCCUUCGAAAGGACCAAUCCAGAGUUGACUGACGAGGACGGGCUGCGGGCGAGAGUGCGCCACAGCUACGCUCAGUGCCUCAGCCACCUGAGACAUUUCUGCGAGAUCUGGUACGACCUGGCUGAGUACGAGUACUCCCUGGGCGAGGCCGAUCGCGCUGCCGCCAUCUACAGGAAGGCUGUGGAGGUGAUCCCCGGUAGCGACCUUCUGCGCGUGGCGCAGGCGGACUUGGAAGAGCGGAGGGGGCGCAUCGAGGAGGCCGAUGCCGCCUGGAAGGCGUUCCUCAAGGAUCGUGGCAGCACCACCGGGCACGUCAUGUACCUCAGGUUUGUCCGGCGCAACAUGGGCAAGCAGGCGGCCCGGCGGGCGUUCGGCGCCACCCGUGCGAUGCGGCGGGCGGGGCUGGUGGGGUACCGGCUCUACCUCGCGCACGCCUCCAUCGAGUUCCACGUCAACGGCGAGCCGGAGGUAGCGAGGAGGGUGCUGGAGCACGGCCUGUCGCAGCACGAGGGGUACGUCGCGGAACCGGAGUACGUGCUCGAGUACAUCGACUUCCUGGUGCAGCGUAACGACGAGGAGAACCUUCGGGUGCUGUUCGAGCGAGUGCUGCACCCGUCGGCUAUGCCUGCGGAGAGGGCUAGGCCUGUUUGGGAGCGGUUCGUGCAGCUAGAGAUGUGCUUCUCGAGCACGGGGGGGAGUUUGGCUAAGGCUCAAGAUGUCGAGAGACGCAUGAACCAGGUCUACCAGGAUAAUUCUGGCCCGUCGGGGCUGCUAGCGUUGUGGAAACGAUGCUCUGUGGCGGGGUGCGGGAUGCAUCCGGAAGGAGAGGUGGACUCGGCUUUUAGCGACAGGAUGUUCUUCGAGAGACGGGAAAGCCGUAGAAGCGGAAACAGGGGACGGGAUGCGGGCGACGGGAACAACCGAGACAGGAGCAAUCCCCAAGGGGGAAAUAGCGGCGGGAAAGACGGAGGCAAGGACACCGGCAGCGGCGGGGGCCCAGCGAAAGGGGGUUCACAAAAGGGGGGGAAGGCGGAGCGGGGCGGGGACGACAAGGACGGCGCCCCCGGAAAGAACGCCUCCCCCGGGGGAGGCAAAGAGAGCGAGAACGACGACGAGGGGUGGUCACGGGGGGACUCGAGCGUCUCCCCGCUGAUCCCGCCCUUCCUGAGAAAGUUGUUCAUGGCCCUGCCGCGCCACAUCGGGCCCCAGCCGGAUGCGGAGGGUCUCCUGAAGGCGCUGAGGGAGAGGGCUCUCCCGGGGAAACCGAGUGCCGGCUCCGGCGGCCACAAGGGCAAGCGGCGGCGAAACGACAGCGACGACGAGGACGACGGCGCUGGUGGGCUCGAGGCCGCUCCUCACAAGAAGCCCGUCAGGGACAUCUUCCGGCAGCGGAUGCAGGCCAACCUCACGCCGCACGACGACUGAUAGAUAGGCUGCUCGCUUCAAGAUGGCAGUUUCCGUUGUUGACAUUGCUGAGAGGACGGUGGUCCUGAUGAUGAUGAUCAUGCAGCAGAGUGCUAUAUCUUUCGUUUGUUCUUGUCAUGAUUGAUUCCGGUUGAACCUUGUUGAUCGCGGUUGCCGUGUCUUCUGGUCGCGGGGAAGUCUUUCUUGAUGUGAAGUGAAGGGUGCGCGAGGCGCGCCGACCUGGGGAUUUGAGGCGCCUUACAUCCUCUCCCUUUCCAGGCGGCGGAGGUCGGAGGCAGCGGAAGGAUGUUGUUUCCCCGACGUUUUUGGCGUCUACUCUCGGCACUAGUUUUGGAUCGUGCGUGCGGCUGCUGCUGUUGUGUAUUAUGUUGCAGUUAUUUGCGUCUGGUAGAGAGUGGAAGGAUUGCUGCGAAGGCCGUUCGACGACUGAAACAUGACAAUUAAGGUGGAAUCGAAAUAUCAUGGUGG
Messenger RNA from Ectocarpus sp. CCAP 1310/34, 3387 nucleotides. The record is from the annotation of a GenBank genome assembly. NCBI's taxonomy places the organism in Eukaryota, Phaeophyceae, Ectocarpales, Ectocarpaceae.